ACUUACUUCGUGACAAGGGAUAUGUUGUUGGAAAUGCUUAGCAAAAUAAACUCUAUAAGUACAAUAGAACCAGACGUGUCCGACGACGAAGAUGGCACUUCCUAUAUAACCGAGUACAGUGAAGAGGUAAAUGAAGGUUUGAUUCAGCCCGCGAUCGAAUCAUCGGCCGAUUCGGGCAGUCCGGAAUCCGGUAGCGGUUCGAUUAUCACUUCCGAUUGCCACGAUAUCACCGCCAAUAACGCACCGCUUACGUUCGGUGAGGCCGAUGGCGCAUUUCCUCAGCGUUAUUUCGCAACAUUGAACCAUAGUUCGGUUAGAUUCCCACUGACGGGAAAUUUAUUUUCACCGAUAACUAAAAAAUGUAUUGCUUUGAAACAAGGACCGUUGUCAGAAAUUUCACUGGAUAAGAUCAAUUCAAUUUCUGAGUGUCGGCCACGUGAAAGGUGUUCUGCAGGAGCAUUACUAAGCAACAAAUCUGCAGUCACGGGGCUUAUACUGGGAUUGAGUUUUGUAGGUUUUGUUAAAAUUGUUCCUGCACUUUUACGUAAAUGGUUUAUUUAA
Messenger RNA from Cinara cedri, 561 nucleotides. NCBI's taxonomy places the organism in Eukaryota, Metazoa, Arthropoda, Insecta, Hemiptera, Aphididae. The record is from the annotation of a GenBank genome assembly.